Mesorhabditis belari is the source of this 1233-nucleotide messenger RNA. NCBI's taxonomy places the organism in Eukaryota, Metazoa, Nematoda, Chromadorea, Rhabditida, Rhabditidae. The record is from the annotation of a GenBank genome assembly.
AUGGGCAAUACCGAAUCACAGCAGAAACAACAACCGCAAAACGGUCAACAAACCGGCUCUUCUUCUUUUAAGGAGAAAAGCCCAACGAAAAGCGUGAAAGAGAAACGUGAGACGACGCCGGUGAAAACGAUUAUCGAGAAAAAAGAGCCCGUCAUCGCCACACGGAAUCCAAUGUUUCCCGAAACGACUUUCCACAAAUAUAAUGUCACUCAAGAUUAUCGAAUCAGCCGUAAUGUGUUGGGCGUUGGAAUAAACGGAAAAGUGGUCGAAUGCGAGCAGCGAACGAGCGGCGCAAAAUACGCGUUGAAAGUACUCCGCGACUCCGUGAAAGCAAGACGAGAGGUGGCUCUCCACAAAAUGGCCUCCAAUCAUCCGCAUAUCGUGCGCGUGUUGGAUGUUUAUGAGAACACGUACAACGAGGUGGCUUGUAUCCUUGUUGUGAUGGAGCAAAUGAAGGGUGGAGAGUUGUUCACGAGAAUUCAGGAUCGUGGCCAGCUCGCUUUCACCGAACGUGAGGCGGCGAAGAUCAUGUAUGAGAUUUGCUCGGCUGUCAACCAUCUCCACUCAAUGAAUAUCGCGCAUCGAGACAUUAAACCCGAGAAUUUGCUCUACAGUGAACCUGGUCAAAGUGGUGUGCUCAAGCUAACCGAUUUCGGUUUCGCGAAAAAAACUGACGACAAUGAAACUCAAGGAUUGAAUACCGCUUGUUUCACUCCAUAUUAUUGUGCUCCAGAGAUCUUGGGAACGGGCAGCUAUGAUCGAUCGUGUGAUUGCUGGUCGAUCGGCGUCGUUAUGUACAUUUUAUUAUGCGGCUAUCCACCAUUCUUUUCCGAGCACGGCGAAGCGAUGUCACCGGGGAUGAAAAGUCGAAUCAAAAGCGGCAAAUAUGGUUUCCCGUCGCCCGAAUGGGAUUCCGUUUCACAAGCAGCAAAAGACCUCAUCCGGAAACUCCUUCGCACCGAUCCCAACGAGCGCUACACGAUCAAGCAGGUGAUGGACCACAAAUGGAUCACCCACUAUCACGAGGUGCCAGCCACACCGCUAGCCACUGUAGGAAUGCUAGCCGAUCAAAAGCAACAAUGGGGAGAGAUGCAGGAGGAAUUCGAUAAGACUCUCACCGCGAUGCGAAUGGACAACGAGCAAAUCGAGAUCAAGAGCCUCUCCGAAAGCAAUAACAAGCUGCUCGCAAAGCGGAAACAAAAAGCUCAACAAACAAUGACUCGCGUCGAAGAA